This is a messenger RNA of Thrips palmi, 2354 nucleotides long. RefSeq lists its product as uncharacterized. Bases 93 to 1853 code for a protein of 586 amino acids. Lineage: Eukaryota; Metazoa; Arthropoda; Insecta; Thysanoptera; Thripidae. The transcript has 8 exons. The record is from RefSeq and is a predicted model, not a curated record.
AGCAGCAGUUUGGGUCUCGUGUCCUCUCAUUCUUCAGACCACAGUUCCUGUGUCCACACUCUCUUCAAGCUGCAGUGAACUAAGGCUUUCGGAUGGCAGGCGGUCUAGACGACAGUUUAGAUGAGAACUUACUCUCUAGUGAUGACCCAGGAAGGAACUUGGAGGACGACUCUGGCCCAGGAAAGAACCUGGAGAAUAUGGAUGAAGGAAAGAGGGCUGAGAAUGGCGACAAAUCUGAAGACUCACAUGAUAGUGAUGAUGCCUCAGUUAAAGGGAAUGGUGAUGAUUCCACAGCUGGGAAAAAUGAGAGUAGUGAACAGAGUUUUGUAGAGGAAGAAAGUGAGUCAGACAAAUCUCCGUUGAUUGAUUUCUGUUUACAAGUAUGCAAAGAAGAAAAAAGAGCACUACUCCAGGAAAAACUAAAUGAACUCGGAGCUGAAACAUUGUCCGACCUGAAACAUGUGGACAUGAAAGAAGAAUUCAAAGGAAUCUUGAAACCUGUUCAAAUCAGCAAGCUCAUUGAAAAAUACAAAGAAAUUGGCGCUUCUGCUCCCAAGACAAUUGAACAAGGUCUUGAGCUAUUUGAUUUUGAGAAGAUUUUGACCAAGCACCAAAGGGACCUGUUGAAAGGUGAUCAAAGACUUCUUCAUCAUGAAGUUAUUGAUAUCACUAAAGAAAUUGGUGAUCACAUGUAUCUUAACCUUGGCAAACCUCGUCUCUCUCUGUGCAAGAGGCUGGGCCAGUUGCUUUUGACGAAGUAUCGGAAAGCCUUGGAAGGAUCUAAAUUGUCCAAAGGUUUAACUGCUAUUAGCCUCAGUAAUCAAAUUAGAAACAGAGUACGCUACUGUCAGAGAAAAGAGAGAAAGCGGAAAGCCACUAAAAAUAGGGCCUCUGCACCUUUGCAGCUCAAUGAGUUUUCGAAGCGGCAAUGCCAUGGAAUUCAGGAGGAUAGAGACUUGCCUGUCAAUUUUCCUUCAGGGGAAACUGCUGAAGACCAGGAAGUUAAACGGCUUCAGCUGUCAAGCAUGAGUAAGACAGGUGAAGUAAAUUGGAAAACUGUAAAGCAGCUUAUGGCAGAGACCUAUGUGGCUCAAAGACUCACCAUAAAUACUUUAAAUAGAAUGGAUCUCAUUCUCAAAGAAUGGCCAUACAUAGGAAAGUUCAAUAUUUUAAAAGCCCACUUCUAUCACCUGAUGGAUCUGGAUGUCAGUCUGGAGGCAUCGUGGAAUGACUUAUUUCCUAAAAUAGUGAAGUUCUUGACAGCUGAAGCUAACAGAAAGUUCUCUCCAAUGAAUAUGCAAGGACCUACUGCAGAAAGCUGCAAAACUAUAAGAGGUGUUCUGAAGAAAUUUGAGAAGUGUGAAGAAAAGACUUGCGAAUUAGAAUUUGUGGUAGUAAUUCUUGGGUUGAUUGCCAAGUGGAACAUGAGUACAUCCAAUCUUCUAGUCCAUUUUCCUGACACUGCCAGCUAUGAUGAAGUUCAAGCAUCAAGGUCUCUUCCAAAAGAUGGAAAACCAAUUGUGGCUGUUUUAGGUGAUGAUCUUUUUCAAAGUCCGGAGUGCUUUGUGCUGGUCGACAAUAGGAUCAUAUCUCCAAUUACUGUUGGACCAAUAAAGGCCAUUACGGCUGCUUUUAUGUCCUAUUAUGUCUUUAAAAUUACGUAUCCAAGAAAUCUUCAACCUUUAUUGAACUUCUUUGAAAGGGACCUUUUUCACAUUGAGACUUCGGAAAGCAGUUCCAGGACUGAACGAAAGAAGAAACCAGAUGGUUCCUGGGAGGGUACCCCGAAGCCUUUGUCCUCUAAGUAUAUCAGAUUAAUGAAACAGAUUGAUGAGUUUUUAGACAUGUGGUGAAUCUGUCUUCAUCUAUGUGAAUUGAUAUUUUUUAUUUAGUUUUGGUAUGUUUAACUUACUUUAGAGUCAGGCUCAUGUUUCGAUUUUCUGAUGAAUAUUUAGGGUAAUACUGUUGUGCUCACAAAGUUUCAUGAAUUAUCAUACGCAUUGUAUUUUAUGAUUUCCUUCCUCAACGAUGUUGAACUGCAUUGUGGUAUUUGCUAGUUAUUGACCAACGUUAAAUGAGUGUAAAUUCGUUCAUUUUGUUAUACACGAACAUUUUAUUGUCAUAAGUUCUUUUUAAAAGCCUAAAUUUUGAAUGGCCCUAAUACAUCGCAACUUUGAUGUGUUAUUUUUGAUAGUAUGCUAAGAUUUAUUUUGCUAGAGUACAACAUUUGCUCAUGAUUUUAGAUACAUUUUGAAAUGCAGCUGCAAAGAAUUUUUUCAUUUGUGUUACUUUUUAUUUCGUACUCCAUUUAUAUCUUGUUGUGACAUGAUAUUUUUGCCAGUGUGGAUUGAUGC